Messenger RNA from Coregonus sp. 'balchen', 3771 nucleotides. Lineage: Eukaryota; Metazoa; Chordata; Actinopteri; Salmoniformes; Salmonidae. The record is from the annotation of a GenBank genome assembly.
GGUCUGGAACGCGGCAGCCAUACGCGCCUACGCAGUUUUACGCAGUUAGUUUAGCAGCCAUAGCCGGCGUCACACUGUCAAAAUUACUGAUGGCGGAUGAAAUAGACAUAAUGAUUAAUUAUAACGGGGGAUACGAAAAAAUAGACCGGAAAAACAGCCGUUAUCCGUAUUGUAUCGUUUGGACACCUAUUCCAAUAUUGUCGUGAGUAGCCACUUUUCCGGUUGUUUUCUUUUGCUCACAAUCUGAAAUGGAGACACUAUUUACGUGACAGAUCAUGUUGAUAAACAUCAAUGGUCAUGUAGGGUAGCACAUCUUGUGGACAUUUAAAUCACUAGCUUGCAUUAUAACUAGUGAAUUUUCCAAAUACUAUGUGGCUGGAAUUAAAAUGCCCAUACCGUUAGAUGCCCUAUAAUAUGCGCGCACUCUUUAUUCCCAAGACCCCCCAAUACAGUGCUGUACCUCUGUUUUGUUCAGGUGGUUGCUCCCCUUCAUUGGUCACAUGGGGAUCUGUACUUCUGCAGGCGUGAUAAGAGACUUCGCUGGAUCAUACUUUGUGUCUGUGAGUAUAUGCAGAUCUUGAUUUAUGACAGUAGGCCUACAGCUUUAUGUGCAUAAGCCUAAUAAGCCUAAUGUUAUUAUUGGACCAUCUGUUUCGUGAUAGUUCCUCAACAUUUCCCAUAUUUCCUUUCAGGAAGAUAAUAUGGCCUUUGGAAGACCAACAAAGUAAGUUGGCUUUGUUCGUUCAAUGCUUGGAGCUAGGCCUGGCAUAUAGUGCUCAAAAUUGACAUGCAGGCAUUGCAGUUAUGUAGUAAGGUAUUUGCAACAUUGCUUGUCUCUUAACAGGUACUGGAAGCUUGAUGUUGAUAAGGUGUGUGGCACUGGCUCAGCUGCCUGGGACAAGGCUGUGCACGAUGCAUCGGAGGAGUACAAAUGCAGGCCGGUAUGAACAUUGACAGUGUCAUAAUGAGACAGACAGGAGGGUCUAGUAGUGGAAUUAUAUUUCCUUCCUAGGUUCUAUUGAACAUCUUCAAAAAAGGCCUAUUUAACAUCUUCAAAACAGGCCUAUUGAACACCAUCAAAAAGGUUUAUUGAACACCUUCAAAAAAGACCUAUUGAAUGUUUUCAGGAAAGGCCUAUUGUAAAGGGUAAAGGUAUUUAUAUGUACAUGUUUCGUACAAUGAUUGUAAAGGCCCAUUGUAGCGAUAUUGACAAAAACACCUAGAGUUAGACCUGACUAGCCUUCUUCCUCUGUCUCUUGUAGCACAACCUCUGCUGUGAUAACUGCCACUCCCACGUGGCCCUGGCCCUCAACCUCAUGCGUUAUGACAACAGAACAUCCUGGAACAUGGUCAACCUAUGCCUGCAGUCCCUUAUCCAUGGCAAGCAUGUCAGGUGAGAUACCAUGCAAUUAUGCAAUGAAGAGGUACUCUACUGUAUGUAACAGAGUAUGCUCAUUCCUGUCCUAACCUAGGCACGAACACUGGACCUUCUAUACAACAAUACUUGGCACUCACAAAGCAUCAUUCUGACUGACCGAUCCCUCUAUGUGUAUGUGCGUUUCCUCUGGAUCAUUUGACUAACUGGUGUGGAAGGGAUAGAAUCAGACAUGCUGAUGAAAUGGGCAGAAGCAAACUAUUCAACACCUGUCUGCAUGACAAAACAGAGCAUCGCCGAGUCUGAACAAGCACGCAUGCACCCCUGCAGAAGGGACAGAGGAGCUCCAGACGCUGUGGAGAAACCCCCUCAUUAUUCUCCCCCGACCCACAUAGGGAGCUGGCGUCACUGCUUUGUGCAGCCUCCACAUUAUCGUCCGAGGGCACCACAUCCUUAAACAGUGGGGCGCCAUGUAAUUAAUCAUUGCCAGAUGUGGCCCCCUCAUCACCACAUCAACUCUCUGCUGGGGCUCUCACUACUGGAUCAGGGGGGGACAGGGGUGAAGGAGAGGGUGGAGGACGGGGAGGGAGUGAGGGGGAGGGUGUUGGGUAAACCUCUGGGAGAUAAGGGUAGUUGGUCUGCCCUCAGUGCCCUGUGUAAAUUACCCUGGCUUCGGGGAAAUUUUACCGACUGCACGUCCUUACCGGUCCCUAUGUACUGCCCUACAAAGGCAAAGGUAACCCUCAAGCAUUUUAUCGCCAUAAACUAAGGACUGUUUCAUCACGUAGAAUGUUUAUACCUAAAAACAUUUUCUUGACUUUGUGCAGAAUCUACAAUCUAAAUGUGUUUAUCCAACACUCUUGUUGUUUUUCUGUUUGACUUUGUAUGGUCAUUUAUUUGACUUAAGGGUCAUUGGUCAAAUCAGUGCUCAUUGUUGAUAUGCAUAUAAAAUUACUUCAGAAUAAGAUAAUAAAUCAGUGAAUUAUCACUUAUCUACCUACAACAUAUUUGGCUGGACAGCAAAUAAAUAAUAAGCAAUUUUUCUCAGUUUCACUGUUUGCAUAGUUACUGCUCUUUGUAUUGCAGAGCUGGUAACUGCAGUCAAAACAUGGUGGAACAAAGCCAAAGUGCAGUAACUUCAGUUACUGCUGUUUUCCUGGGUUUUUACUUGGAUUUUGUAGUUGCUGCAAAUUUCAAACUCAAACUUUCUCUGAAACGGAACAUAAUUGAACCAGGUCACUUUGUCACAAGAUAAAACUGAUACUACAAAGCCUGAUUUCAGUCUUAAUUCAAUUUUGACCAAAAAUGUGUAGUUACUGUGUUUUGCCUUUGUAGGGCAGUAUAGAUGACAAAUGUCUUAGAGUAUGUGUUUUUGAAUGUGUUUUUGACCAACUGCUGAAAUGUGAGGAUUUAAUGGCUGCUGUUACCACUCUCACUGUGCUCUCUCUCUCUCUCCCACUGUCCUUCCCCAGCUGUGUGGCCUUCCUCAAGACCUGGCUGCCCUUCCUCAUGCUGACUGGAGCCCUCGUCACCUUCAUCCUAACGCUCAACCUGCACUGACCACACAAGGAACUCUACCUACAUGUACAUAUUACCUCAAUUACCUCGACUAACCGGUGCCCCUUUUUUGGGGGGUAUUCUUUCUUAAAACUGCAUUGUUGGUUAAGGGCUUGUAAGUAAGCAUUCCACUGUUGUAUUCAGCGCAUGUGACAAAUAACAUUUGUUUUGACUUGAUUUGAUUUGAAGGGACACGGAGAGGGAGAUGGAGGAGUGGAGAGAUAAUACAAGGGAUUUUCCUGCUCAGCUGUAAUCACAAAAGGGAAAGAAGAAGAAGAAACAUUUCGAUGGGACACUUCUUUGUGCAGUACUAAUAUUCACACUCUCCGACAUCCAUCAGAAAGGUGUCAUGAGGGCAGUUAUGUCCAGCUGUUCUGGCUUGUUUUGAAGUACCUUUUACUCGAUUCAGAAAGGAAUGUUGUAUAAAUGAAUGUUUGGCUUGGAAUAGUCAUAACCAUAGAUAUAGAACUGAUAUAGCAUCUGCUAAAUGAAGAGAAUUUAAAUGUAAAUGUAUUGUCUAUGGUCAUAAAUUCAUAUUGGUCUCUUUCACUGACCCCUAAACUCCAUUUAACCAGUGUGGGCCCUCUGUCAAGAACUACUGCUCUUUAAAUGCCCCAGCUAAUACCAGCUCAUCAUUUUACUUUGUAAUUGUUUACUGUAUUUUAUCAGACAGUAUUCAUUUUUCAUGCAAUAAGUUCUCUGAAGCAACAUGCUUGGGAAUGGUAAUAUACUGUACAGUAGUACAUAAUCAUGACCACGCAUUCGAUAGAAUUACAGAAAUUGUGGGAAAUAGGCUAUACCAUAUAGGCUAGUAAAGUCAAAUCAAAUUGUAUUUGUCA